CUGAUCACGACGUCACAUGUGCGUAUAGUUUAAUCCGUGCUUGUCAAGUAGUUUUGCAAUUGUGAAAAAUUGUCGGUGCAUCGGCUGUGAUCUGUGAUCGGCUGGUUGUAUACGAUCGACGACGAAAAAUGCAUGUUCAAUGUUAAGGGAUGAUGAAUCGACUCGCAUGCGAGUGACAAUGCUUCCAAAUGAGGUCCUGUCGUAAACGAAACAGUCAAUCGACGUGAAAGAGAUAUUACGAAACUUUGACAAGCGCAACUCUGACCAUCUCAUAGAAAUUCAGAGAUAAUGUAUUGCCUACAGUGGCUGAUCCCGGUGUUGCUGAUACCGAAACCCGUGAACCCAGCGCUGUUGCAAACCCACGUCAUGUUCAUGUCACUUUAUCUGAUUGGGUUCUUCCUAGAACGCAAACCCUGCACUAUUUGCAGUUUUGUGUUUCUUGCUGCUGCCGUCCUCAUUUGUUACAGUGGAAUAGGCAAUUGCCUGCUUUGGAGCACAAAUUGUGACACAGUAAGAUGCGACAAUGGCUAAGAUAAUGUCAACUGUGCUUAACUUAAUAAUAUUUAGAGAAAUUAUUCCCUUGUCAGUUUUUUUCCCUAUUGCGUGCACAUAUGAGUGAAUUUUUGCCAUUCUCUUCCUCUUUUUCUCCAU
This is a messenger RNA of Cyphomyrmex costatus, 651 nucleotides long. RefSeq names its product BLCAP apoptosis inducing factor bc10 (gene bc10). The record is from RefSeq and is a predicted model, not a curated record. The transcript has 2 exons. Bases 289 to 531 code for a protein of 80 amino acids. NCBI's taxonomy places the organism in Eukaryota, Metazoa, Arthropoda, Insecta, Hymenoptera, Formicidae.